This is a messenger RNA of Pseudonaja textilis, 4188 nucleotides long. It is a transcript of the gene LRRFIP1, whose product is annotated as LRR binding FLII interacting protein 1. Gene Ontology annotation, molecular function: RNA polymerase II cis-regulatory region sequence-specific DNA binding; DNA-binding transcription factor activity, RNA polymerase II-specific. Gene Ontology annotation, biological process: regulation of transcription by RNA polymerase II. NCBI's taxonomy places the organism in Eukaryota, Metazoa, Chordata, Lepidosauria, Squamata, Elapidae. The record is from RefSeq and is a predicted model, not a curated record.
GUGCGCGGCGGCGUGUCUGAUCCCUUACGCCCGAGGACUAAAUCAGCUGCGAUGGAGAACGCGGGGACAAUGCCGCAAGGAAUUGCGGGGCGUAAGAGGAUCCCCAACCGGGAAAGGCCCACGGCCGAGGAUGAAGCCCUCAACCUGAUAGCUCGCGAGGGUGAAGCAAGACUUGCGGCAAAGCGUGCAGCACGAGCUGAAGCACGGGAAAUUAGGAUGAAAGAACUUGAGAAGCAACAAAAGGAGAUCUAUCAAGUUCAAAAGAAAUACUACGGUCUGUGUACAAAGUUUUCUGACAUCGAACAGUGGAUGGAAGACAGUGAGCAUUAUUCCCAUAAAUCCAGAAAUGCCUCGGUUUCAGAUGAAGAUGAUCAUGUUUCCGUGCAUAGCCGUGGAAGCUUAAGGGUUGAAGAAAGGUCUGAAAAAGACUUUGAGAAGGGAAUCCGAAGUGCAUCAAGCUUGUCAGCAGCUACCGUAGCCUCCCUAGGUGGAACCUCUUCUCGCCGAGGCAGUGGGGAUACUUCUAUCUCAAUUGAUACAGAAGCAUCUAUUAGAGAAAUUAAGAAUAUCAGUGAAUUAAAGGAUGAAAUUGAGAAUGUAGAAGCAAAAUACAUGCAGGGGUUGAAACAAAUGAAGGACUCUUCAGCUGAAGUUGAAGAAAAAUAUAAGAAAGCUAUGGUUUCAAAUGCUCAAUUGGAUAAUGAGAAAACAAAUUUUAUGUACCAAGUAGAAACGCUACAGGAUGCAUUAUUGGAACUAGAAGAGCAGCUUGCAGAAUCUAAGAGGCAAUUUGAAGAGAAAAGCAAAGAUUUUGAGAGAGAGAAACAUGCUCAUUCUAUAUUGCAAUUCCAAUUCACGGAACUUAAAGAGGCUCUGAAACAAAAAGAAGAACUACUUGCUGAAAUCCGACAACUGCAACAAAAACAAGAGGGUUUUGUCAGGGAAAUAACUGAUCUUCAAGAGACAGUAGAAUGGAAAGAAAAAAAAAUAGGGGCAUUAGAAAGGCAGAAAGUUUUCUUUGAUUCCCUAAGAAGUGAGCGAGAUGAUCUUAGAGAGGAGGUGAUUUUGCUGAAGGAACAAUUGAAGCAAUAUGGAAUAAUCACCAAUUUAGAAGUAGCUACCAAUGGAGAAAUCUCUGAACGUGUUACUAAGGAUGGACUAUCAAAUUCUUCCAAUGUUGUUUCAGAGACAAGUCAUGUCAUUAAAUCUGAGGAUUGUACAGAAGGCAGAGCAAAUGAAGUGGAGAUGGAAAAUGAGAUUUUGGAGAAUAUGGGGAAAAGAGAAAUGUUGCAGAAUACUGAGCAUGAGGAAAACACAGAGGACACUAAGGAUCAGGAAAUCAAUCUCAAGUGUUUGGAAAUAAAGACAUUGCCUGCUGAUGAAAACAUAGAGACUAAUAAAGUCACUGAAGCCAAAAUUACAUCAACAUUGAAAUUGAAUAGUGGUCUUGAGGAUCCUGUAAAAAGUUACUCAGAAUGUAUCCCAGAAAUUGUUGAUUCCCUUGAAAAAAGAUAUUCAGAUGAAUUAAAGGUUGAAGGGGCUUCACCAAGUCAUAUUUUAGAAGAGAAAUUGUCUGAUAGAGAUAUAAAUGUAACUCAUAAUCAAAAUAAUAUGACAGAUCCAAGUAUUGAAAUUAAUCAGGAAAUACAUGCCAAUUUAGAAAUAGUUCCACAACAGCAAAAUAAAGAAAAACAAACAGAUAUUGUAGUUGACGAGUCAGAAGGGAAUAGUGAAGUGUUUUGGGAAGCUUUAGAUUUUAUAAAUAGUGGCCACAUGGCAAUUUCUACUUCACCAGAAUUGGUAGAUGUUGUCCUUAUGAAAGCCUCCAGUAUUGAUCUUAACAGUGAACAAUCAAAAAAUGGGGUUGUUGAGAGAGAUUUAAACAGAGAAUGUUUUAAAAAUGAACAAAAUCCUAACAUAAAUGUUGUAACAAAAGGGCCAAAAAUAGAAAUGUGUGAAACAAAUGAAGAGAAUGAGGCACAAAGUACGAUGUUGCAACAGGAGGACCAAGUAGUAGAUUCUGAAGAAGAACAAAAAAGAACAUGUAUUAUGAAAGUUACUUUGAAUGAGUUUGGAGAGGAACAAGAUCAACUUAAAGUUGAAGAAAUCCAAUCACCACCUUCAAAACAUGAUGCAGUUGCUGACAAACAAAAUGAGCAAGAGUUAGGAGCAAAUAAAGAAAAUGUUGAGGACACGAAGGCAUUAAAUGCUUAUUUAGAUUUUGAGGGAAAGAAUAAUGAAUGUAUUGCGGAAGAUGUUCAUGCAGAACAACCUGUUGUAGAUUAUAUAAAUCAAAGCAAAUGCCAGACCCAAGAAGAAACAAAUGCAGACAUAGAGAAUGAUUCCAGCUGUAAUGUAAAAUCAGCUUGCAUAGAUGGAGCUCUGGCUGAUAUUGAUAUGAUAAAUAAAGAAGUUGCUGGUGGUCAUAAAGAAGAUUUAUCUGUAGGAAAACAGAGUGUAGAUAAAGAAGAUAAUGCUAUUCAGUUUGCUGUAACUACAACUACAAUGAAAGAAGGUACUGAGGAAACAUGCACUAGGAGUAAAGAGGGUAAAAAUUGCAAACAACUGCAUGAAGAAAUUCACAGUAUUGUGCCAGAUAUUGAGGAGGUUGGUUGUCUUGAAUCACAGAAGACUGAAUUCAUUGAACAAAAUGAGCCUGAGAAUGAAGAAAUAAUUGUAGAAGAAUAUCAUGAAGCCUUAGAUGUUGAUGCAGCUUCUUUUGGAGAAUUUAAAACUUCUGAAAAGAGAGAUGAUCUGAAUAAUAAAGAUAAUGAAAAGAUCAAAGCCAGUUUAUUAAAUGAAAUUGGAUCUGAGGCUUUUGUGGAAGAAAGUGACAGUAUUCAGCAACUGAAAGGACAUAAAUCUGAAGAAGUCAAAUCUGUGCAGAUGGAUUUCUCUGUUUCUGAAACAACAAAGUCACCAUGUGGACAGCUGGAAGAGGAAAGUAAAUUAUUGGAUGAAAUCAGUUCAGUACAAAUAGCUGAUUAUACACCCAAACAGUUGGAAAACCUGGAGAGUGCUAUGAAUGAAAAUCAAGAGGAAACAGAAAGGUAUAAUAAGAAGGGAAAAGGUAAAUCUCGGGAAGACUGCAUUAUAUCAUAAACUCAGGAACUGGAUCAUUGUUCCACAUCAUUAACCUUGUAUCUGCUAAAGAACAAAAAUACAUCUUUAAUUUUUAAAAAGGCAACAUUUGAAAGAAGUUCUACUAUUGAAUUAAUGUCAUUCUAAAUAAUGCAAAGUAGUCAAUAAUGUAUGCAUAUGGAGGCUACCUUUUUUUGUCAAGUUUCUUGACAAGCUUAAUUAUACUCUAACCAAAGCUAUUAUCCUAAUUCCCAAUUAGCUGCUUUUUAAUACUCCAUCAAAUACAGUAUUCGUUCUCUAAGAAUUUUAAUGAAUGCUAGGAUUGGAAAAUUCUUGGCAAUGAUUAGGAUGCUUGCUAGCUUUUUGAUAAAAUGUCACUAGUCUGAUACAUUUAUAUUUGAUUUCAAGUUAUUAUAUGGAACUUUAGCUUCAAUACUGUUACACUUUCUGAACAAAAAGACAAGGUCAAGCUGAAUGAAUAACAAUAAUGACAUUAUGACAAUUGUUACAGAAGUAGUAAGUUUUUGCUGUGUAUAUUUCACUCACUUCAAAUUAAUACAAUUUCUGUUGCAAAGAUAUACACAUAAAGCACUACUACUUAUAGUAAGAAAUCAUUUACUAAGAAGCAUAUAGAUUUCAGUAACAUCCAAUUCAGUCUUUUCUUACAAAAUUAAGCUCUUAUUGGUUUAAAUCAGUGGAUUAAACUUAAUGUCUCUGCAAUUGAUACAUAAAUGACACGCUAUUGAUCCAAUUUAGUAUUUAUAGUUUUGUCUCUCUUCCUCUGUCUCUUUCACUGUAAUCUAUGUAGGUUUAUGUAUGAUAAAAACUUUCAGUUUGCUUUAUAUUUAGCCUUUGUAUUAAGUAAUAUUAACUGCAAAUUGUAAUCUAUUUACUUAAAAAAACCUAUCAUUUGUUCUCUGCAUUGUCUUACAAAGAAAUAAAUAUUGAAUGUUGAAUGCAAACCAAUAUUUUCUUAUAUUGGGAAGUCUACCCCUUUGCUGGAAUAAGAGCAGUCUUGAUUGUCUCUGUAAUAAUUAUCUCUAUUUAAAUCACAAAAUGAAAGAUAAUAGCUACUGCAGUUUUAUGAUAAAACUAUUUAACACACUG